GGCGAUGGCGGAGUCUUUGCCGCCGGUGUGGCUAGAAGAGGAGUUAACGUGCCCGAUCUGCCUCCAGAUCUACACCGACCCGGUGAUACUCAACUGCAAGCACAGCUUUUGCCAUGCUUGUAUCGAGGAGUCGUGGAAGGAGCCGGAAUCCGGCCUCUACUCCUGCCCGGAGUGCAGGGCGAACUACCGGGAGAGGCCCGUCCUGAAGAGAAAUUUCAAGCUGGCCAACAUAGCUCAGAAAUACCAGGCGGUGAACGGAACCCCGGUGGCUCUACCCUGCAAUUACUGCACCAAGAAGAAACUGUCAGCCGUUAAAACCUGCCUGAAAUGCGAAGCCUCGAUGUGUGCCAAGCACCUGAAGCACCACAGGGAGAACGCUGUGUUCAAAAACCACCCUCUGAUAGACCCCACUGCGGACAUGUCGACAUGGAAGUGUCUGGAGCACAAGAAGCUGCUGGAGAUCUACUGCAAGGACGACAAAGUUUGCAUCUGCUGCCUCUGCCCUGUGGUGGGGAAGCACAAGAACCACAACUGUGUCAGCAUCAGCGAAGGGGAGCAGGAACUGCGGAAUCAUUUGCAACAGCAGAUAGAAAAGGUCCGGGCUAAUACUACUGCCAUCCGGUCUGGCAUUCUGCACCUCCAAGCACAGAGGGAUAAUGCACAGAGCCUGAUCAGAGAAAGUAAAACCCAAAUUCAGGAGAGGUGUAAUGCUCUACGGAGGUACUUUGAAAAUGAGGAAAAAGAAGCAUUGAAGUAUCUCGACACAGUCCAGAACCAGGUGAUGCGAGAAAUUGAUGCACAGAUUUCUGCACUGGAAAACCAAAUGGAACUCUUUGAGAAAAAUAUGGCUGAUUUCAGUAAUCUUUUAAUGAAGAUGGAAAAACUGGUUUUCAUACAGGGUUUUAAUUCAAUGAGAACAAGAAUAAAAGAGGCAUCUGAACCACUAGGACCACAGCCUCCACCCCCUGAUGUCAGUAAAAUCACAGCAGAUAAGGUAAACUGGAUACAGAAGCAGUAUGAACUAGUAUCCCGGCUCGAGAGAGAUCGAGACGUAAUGGCAACUGUGUACGGACAGACACCGACUCUAGAUAUGGAGACCGCUCAUCGCAGUGUCCUUCUGUCAGAUAAUAGACGAGUGGCUUCUGGCUCCCGGUGCAGACAGCCCUACCCGUCCUCUCGGAAAAGAUUUGACUGCUGGGGGCAGGUACUCUGCUCCGAGGAAAUCAACGGCGGUCGCUCUUACUGGGAGGUGGAGAUUGCAGGAGUUCACGGCAGAUGGGCUGUUGGGGUCUGUUACGGCAGCAUAAAGCGAAAGGGGAGGGAUAAGGAGUGUGUGCUGGGAGAGAACAGUAAGUCCUGGAGUGUGGGCUCAGGAAGCAGCAGUAGUUUUUGGAACUACCUAUCAGGAUCAUGUUCAGUUGUAGCCCUACACAAUGAUAAUGUUACAGAUCUGACUGUUCCAAUAUUCUCUAAAGUGGGAGUCUUUGUAGACUUUGAUGCUGGAAUAAUUUCAUUUUACAGUGUAUUGGGCAGCAAAUUAAAUCUAAUAUGCACAUUUCAGCAACAAUCAUUCACCGAGUCUCUUUACCCAGCUCUGAAAGUUAGUGAUUGGAAUACAUCACUGACAAUGUGUUCUCUUAACUGAAUAGUUGAUUUUCUUUUUUUUUAAAAAAAACCAUUUUAUUCUUAAGGCUCUUCUUAAAGUAGAAAACAAAGUAGGCUGGUUAAACUAAGUUAUUCCUUUUUGCAUUAAACCUUGAAAUGCAAGUUGGUAGGAGGUAAGAGUGGCCUUGUCGUCUCCCCUCAGAAUGACUCCACCGACUCCUCACUGAGGGGCUCCCAUUCUGUGGAAGAAAUACAAUUGUGCGGGUGGCGCGUGCUUCGCGGCACCCGUGGUCACCGAUAGGGGUUCAAUACCCAUUGCUGCCUGUAAGGAGAUUGUACGUUCUCCCUGUGACUGCAUGGGUUUCCCCUGUAAGGAGUUUGUACGUUCUCCCCAUGACUGCAUGGGUUUCCCCUGGGUACUCUGGUCUCCCCUCACAGUGCAAAGACGUAUGAUCAGGAUUAGUGAGUUACGAGCAUCCCAUGUUGAUGCCGGAAGCACGGUGACACUUGCAGCUUCCCAGCACAGUCCUUGGUGAUUGAUUUAAUUCAAACAACACAUUUCACUGUAUUAUGUUUUGAUGUACUGUACAUGUGACACACAAAGCUGAUCUUUAUCUUUUAAAAAAUAUGGGAAGUUUACCUGGCUACCAACAAUAUUCUAGGAAAACUUAGUUUAAAAGUUUCAAAUGUUGGAAGAGUUGGUAUUUACCUAAACAGUCAGCAGAAUCUGGUGAAAUAUCUUGACAAAAAAUGUAAACCAUGGAGAUGAUGUAGAGCAAAUACUGAUUCACUGCCAGCCCUAGUCUCAGAUUAACUACUUUUUAAUCACUUUUAUUUGAAAUGGGAAGAGGAGAUUACCCAAAGAUGAUUUUUGGUUUGGACCUCCCUUAACUUACAGAAUGAAUUAUGGUUUGGAAACUAUUACUCUAUGUUGCCAAUUCAAUGCUGAACCUCUUCUGUUUCCACUUGGGUGGAUCCCAGGUCCUUGUCCUCGUCUUGGAUUCUUGUUCCACCAUCUUCCAUUGCAUUUGUUCAAGUUUGCUAUCUUAAAUUCAAGUCUGUUGUCUUUCAACUCUCCUGAACUUACUGCUUUCUUUUGCUUGAGAACUUUCCAUUAAGUUCUCCCUACAAAUUCACCAUCUUUCCAGUCAGGGUUACUGCUGACUGUAGGUUUCUUUGACCUCUUCUUAGAUGGUGAAAUGUGAUUUCCUCACUAUCAAAUGUCAAUGUUACCUGUGGUGCAAGAGAGCUAUCUUUGGAUCACCUACUGUGGUACCAUCAUCUGAGACCAUGGUAUCUUUUAGAUUUUCACCAUUCUUCCUGUCACUGCAGACUUUAAAUUGUACCAAAGUUCUCCAAAGCUUUGGCAAACUUGUCGCCAUUACUUGUCUCUGAGCAAUGGAGCAGGUCUUCACCGCUGUCUCAAAUACCCUACUUUCCUGGCUGCCUUGUUCUCUGUUGCCUCUCAGCAGUGUGAAACGUAGAGCUAGAUAUUCUAAUUCCAGCUCCCUGAAUCCACUACUUUUAUGACCCACUGCCCACUGAUCUAAGCACGGCUGGAGUAUCUCGUAGAAUUGCCUUUAUUAUUGUCUCCUUCUUGAAGUCUUCCCUUCAUGUCCUGUUUUAUCCUGCUCUCAGGCAAGAUUAUCCUAAAACUGUUGCUAUUUUGGUACCAAGGAUACAUAGUAAAUGAUAUGAUUUUAAGAAGGGUGGGAGGAGUUGGUGAAAACAUGAGGAGAAUAAAAUGGAGUUAGUGUAGGGUUGGUAUAGAUGAAUUGGUUGAUGGCUAGCCCAGACUUGGUAGAUUGAUGGGCCCGUUUCCGUAUCUCUGAAUGUACAGGAGGGGGCAGACCUGGGUUUCUGGUGCACACAUCUUUAAAUAUGAUUUGACUGGUUCACAAAGCAGUGAAUAAAAUGGGCUGGGUUUUAAUUACAAGUUUGGAGAACCACAGCCAGGAAAACGUGCUAAUUCUUUUUAAUGAAAGGACCCUCUAGGUGGGCUGUAAGGUAUCCAGUUCUGGGUACCACACUGUAGGAAGAAUGGGAAUGUUUUGGAGGGGGCCCAGGGAGAUUUAUUCGGAAGGUGCAGAAAUGAGGGGUUGUAAUGAUGUGAGUGGACUGUAGAAGCUAAUAGCAAAGGUAGCUAGAAGGAUAAAUGAUAAAAUGCUUAAAACCUUUUAAGAGUUGAGACAUAAGUGAAGAGAAGCUGUUUCCAGUGGCUGAAGCACCAAUAAGCAAAGGCUAUGGGUUUAGAGCCAUUGGCAGAGAAGGUGCUGAGUGGGUAGUGGAUACAGAUUCAGAUGCAUCUUUCAGUAGGAAAAUGAAUAAAUACUUGAAAGAGAAGACAUGCACCAAUAAGAGAAUGAAUGGGAUCGGGGACUAACUGGGUUAUGGUGUUCAUUUAUACACCGGAUGACUGGGAUCACCAGUUGUGGUACUGUGUAAUUAUCUCCAUGCUAUCAAAAUGCAUGACUCACUGAAGUCACAGCUUGAUCAUGACUCCUUCAACUGAAUACCAGACCGAUUGAAGCGAGCAUCGUUGACCUCUGGUUUUAAAUUGCUCCAUUGCCAUUGGGCACGGUCCUUCACUUCGAUACCCAAUUCACUUUGUGUGAUCUGAUUGUGUGAUCCUGAUUAAUCAGCAAUGAACUUCCCCAUCACGGAAACUGCUCAUUUCCUCCUUCCUGGCAGCUUUUUCCUCUGUUGUACUUCAGCCCAUCCUUAAAAGAUUUUCAUUCAGAUAACGUGAAUGAGGAGGAAACCAUUUGACUUUAGGCAAAUAUAAUUGGUGUGGUCAAGAAGUGGAGGGAGGAGCAACAAGGCAAGAGAAUACACCAUAAAUAGAAGAAUACAUUUGCUUAGUGUGGAGGGAAAAGAUUCCUGGAAUGUGCAUCCUUAUAUCGUUAAAGGUAGUAGGUCAGGAUGUUACAGAAUAGAUGGUAGUGGAGAGGGUGCAGUGCAGAUGUAUGAUGAUGUUUCCAGUGCUGGAACAAAAUAGUUUUGAGGAAAGUUGAAAUAUGCUGGGGAAUACUUGGACAAGAAGAAGAAUAGAUGGUCUUAAUCGACGUGUACCAAAUCAUGAAGAGCCAAAGUUGGAAAAUUGGAGCGAAUGGGCUAUAAAUCAGGGGUUAGAUUCAGAUAAUUGGUGGAAGGAUUAGAGGAAAAGUUGGAAUUGGAGGAUAGCACUUUUCAGUAAAGAGAACUGUAUGGUUCUGAAACGUCCUCCGAAAAGUUGGGUGGGGGGGGGCGGUGUGCGGGAUGGAGUGCUGAAAUUCUGUUCACGUUUUAAAAAGUGUCCGAGUGUGUACCAGAAUAACCGUGACCUGCAGACUAGUAGAAGGAAUGUUGGAUUGUGAGAUUAGGUUGGAUGAUUUUUUUUUUGGACUGGCAAGGAUACAAAUGUCUCCCUUUGCAUCAUAAAUGUUCUGUGAUUUCUAUCAGUCUAUAUCUGCCUGUGGAAUAACAGUGCAGCUUUAUUUUAACCUCUUUGAAGGAGCAUGAGGAUUUGUUAAUUGGAAUUUUUUGUUUGCUAUUCUUGUUGGUGAACAGCAGAGGGCGGUGUUGCUUCUCUAAACUUGUUUUGACUGGUCUAAGUAACAUUGAACUGUUCAAGUAGUGACCACUGCUCACCCAAAGUGGCAUUUGUUUUUUUCCCCCCUCAUUUGCUAAUGUAAGUUGUGCCUGAAUUAAAUGCAGGCACUCUGGAUAUCAUUAUAGCCUUAUUUUAAAGGAAGUAUUAACUCCUCUAAGGAUAUAUAAUGCUACCUGCCAUUAAUGUCCAGAGCUGUAUUAUAAAGUAGGAUGUCAGUAAAGAAACCAAGAAAGAAAUUAAAUGAAAAACUUCAGGUCAUAAGAUUUUAAGAAUGAGCAUAUACAGUGGAUUCUAAUUAAUUGGGACACCUACAUUUUGGCCCAGUAAAUCGCUGCCACGUUUAAGACUCAAGAUUGUUUAAAGUCAUUUUCAGUGUAAAGGAGGACAAAAUAAUUGUUAGUCUGGAUCUGAUGCAGCACAAAGAAAAACACAAUAAUAAUUUUAAAAAUACAAUAAAUAUAAAUACAUAAGAUAGCUUGUAUAUAUGGAUUGAUGGUAUGUCCAUAAAGUGAUACCAGGCACAGGGAAUGAUAAAGUAGUGGUGGUUGGGGGUGUGGAGGGGUGGGUUAGUAGGUGGAAGUGUUGAUGUUUGGGGUAAGUAACUUUAUGAGUGUCUGGUAGUCCUGGUGUUGCUACACAGCCUCCUUGCUGAUAGGAGUGGAACAAACAGUCUUUGAUCAGGGUCGGGGCGGAGCGGGAGCCUUCAUGAUGUUACUGGCCCUUUCCCAGCAUCUUUCUAGUAUAUGUGCCCUUGAUGCUGGGUAGGCUGGUGCUGCCGAUGCAACAGGGCGCCUUUGACUACUCAUUAUAAAGUCCUUUUGUCCGCUGCAGUGCAGUUUCCGUACCAUGAAUGAUGCAGCAUGUUUGGAUGCUCUCUGCUGCGCACCUGAGGCAUGAUAUGAGAUGUGCUCUGUUCUUUAGCCUCCUCAGAAAGUAGAGGCAUUGGUGAGCUUUCCUGAUUGUGUAAAAUGUGUCCUGGUAGCACGAGAGUUGUGCAAGAUGUGCACUGCCGGGAGUUUAAAAUUGCUCGCAGUUUCCACUGCUGGACCGCCAGUGUAAAGAGGGGUGUGAGUGGUGCGAGUUCUCCUGAAGUCGAUAACCAUCUCCUUUGCCUUGUUGACAUUGAGGAAGAGAUUAUUUGCCUGUCACCAGGUCUCAAGCUCUUCCACCUCUUCUCUGUAGGCUGUCUCAUCAUUGUUGGUGAUGAGUCCCACAACUGCCUCGUCAUCGGCGAACUUGACAGUGUGAUUGCUCGUGUACUUGGUCAUGCAGCCACAUGUGUACAACAGCGGGCUCAGCACACAGCCCUGGGGGGUGGGGGGCACCUAUGUUGAGGAUGAUGGGGAAGGGAGGAGCAGUUGUGCACCCUGACUAUCUGAGGUCUGUUGGUUAGGAAUUGGGGUACUUAGACCAAGGAGUAGGAGUUUGUUCACCAAGGUCUGUGAGACAAUAGUGUUGAAUGCCCAGAUGAAAUCCAGGAACUGCUUUCUGACAUUAAUAUCUUUAUUUUCUAGAUGUGUCAGGGCCAGGUGCGUGACAGAUGCUAUGUUGGUGGGAAUGGAGUUUGUGAUGUGUGCCAUUAUCAGCUGUUCAAAGUACUUCAUGAUGAUUGGCGUCAGUGCCACUGGGCGGUGGUUGUUUAGUUCUGAAGGUGUAGGGUUCAGGGGUGAUGGUGGCUGAUUUGAUUCAAAGUUCAAAAAACUUUAUUGUCAUUCUAACCGUACAUCAGCUUUGCAGGGCAGAAUGAGACAGCGUUUCCCAGGAGCAGUGCAAUCAUAACCUAACAAACGUAACACUAAAUAAUAAACAUAACAAUAAAUAGUGAAACACAACAGCCACAUGUCAGUUAAAAUCAAGUUAUAAGUGUCCAAAGCAGAGUCAGAUAGAGCAGCUAUUUAGCAGUCUGACUGCCUGUGGGAGGAAGCUGUUUAGUAGCCUUGUGGUUUUAGUUUUGAUGCUCCUGUAACGUUUGCCUGUUGGCAGAAGAACAAACAGUUCAUGGAGAGGGUGUGAGGGGUCUUUAAUAAUGUACCGUGUCUUCUGGAGGCAUCGACUCUGAAAGAGGUCUUGGACAGAAGGUGGGGAGACCCCAAUAACCUUCUCUGCUCCCCUAACCACCCUCUGCAAGGCUUUUUUGUCGACAGCACUGCAGCUGGAGUACCAGGUUGUGAUGCAAAAGGUCAGCACACUCUCAACCACGCCUCUGUAGAAUGUAGAUGGUAAAAAGGGACUGGCUCUCCCCCUUGCUGUAGUGUUUGAUGCUUCGAAGCGUGCAAAGAAAUUGUUAAGCCUGUCUGGAAGAGAGGCGUCACUGUCAUCAGUUUUCUGCCUGAUCUUGUAGUCUGUCAGAGCUUUAAUUCCCUGCCACAUCUGUCUGGUGUCACCUGUGUCACAGAAGUGUCCAUGUAUUUUGCCCACAUAGGCUCUUUUUGCUUUCCUGAUCCCUAGUGAAAGCGCAGACCUGGCUGAGCGAAGCGCACUCCUGUCCCCCGACCUGUAGGCUGUCACGGACCUUCAGUAGUGAACGCACCUCUGUUGUCAUCCAUGGCUUUUUAUAAUCGCGUGCGGUGAAGGUUUUCAUCACAGUGACAUCCUCCGUGCAUUUGGCUAUGUAGCUGAUUACUGCCUCCGCAUACCCCUCAAUGUCUGUAUGGUCAUCACAGGAGGCUGCUGUUUUGAAUACGUCCCAGUCUGUGCGCACAAAACAGUCUUGUAGUGCUGAGGCUGCUCCUUUUGGCCAGACCCUUAUCUCUCUUUUCUCUGCUCUCACAUGUUUAAGCAGUGGUUUAUAUGCUGGUGUUAGCAUGACAGAUAUGUGGUCAGAGUGGCCAAGAUGGGGUUGGGGGGCUGCUUUGUAUGCCUAUGGUGUGUUGGUAUAAACCAAGUCCAGUGUGUUGUCUCCCCUGGUUUUGAAAUCCACAUAUUGCAGGAAUUUGGGGAACACAGUCUUUAAGCUGGUGUGGUUAAAGUCCCCAGCAAUCACCACAAAGCUGUCAGGAUGUGUAGUCAGUAGCUCACUGGUGGCUUCAUGUAGGCCUCCCAGUGCUUCGUUACCAUUAGCCUUAGCAUUGGCACUGGGAGCUACGUAAAGAGCUGCCACAAGCAUGAUGGUGAAUUCCCUCGGCAGAUAGAACGGCCGGCAUUUCACAAUGAGAAAUUCAGCCAGCAGUGAGCAGUGUUUAGCAGCUACUGUAGCAUUCAUACACCAGUCUUUGUUUAUAUUGUGGCGACCCACUUUCUACACAAGCGAACCGGCUCACAAAAUAGCCCGCACGGGGGGAGAGACUUUUGUAAUGCACCUCUGACGUCAUUUCCGCCCAGAGAGGGCUGGAAGGGAACUGCUUAAAAGCCAGUGCCGUGAAGUUUGAAGAAAGGAGUCUCGAGUGCGACUUACUGACUGUGUGUCGUUAUUUCUAGCUCUGUGUGUAGCACAUUGCUACAAUAUAGAUACACAUACCUCCUCCUCGGCUCUUACCGGAGCUAGCUGCCUCUCUGUCCACACGAAACGAUGUCACUCCCUCUAGCUGUAUCGCCGCGUCCGGUAUGUUGUCAUGGAGCCAGGCUUCAGUUAAGACAUACACACAGCAGUUUUUAAAUUCCUUGUGUGUUUCUCUCAGCAGACGCAGCUCACCUAGCUUGUUGUCAAUGGAGCGGACAUUUGAGAGCAAGAGGGACAGUACCGUUGGCCUGGUGGGGUUAGCUUUUAGCCUAGCAUGGAUGCUGGCCCUCUUACCCCUCUUCUGUCUUCUCUCACAGCGCUUUCGCUUCCUCCUCCCUCCGGAAGCAGCUGGCUUGGUAGCGGAUAGUAGUCCGUAGCGGCGUAAACUGUCCAUGUCACACCAGAACUCGUCAGUUUUUCCGACACAGCAUGCCCUGAUGUUAACGAGCAUAUUCCGACUGUAUGUUAUGCGUCUAGGACAAACAGAACAAACACUGGAUACGCUUAUCACUCCCCGAGGGGCCGCUGCGUCCAUGCACGCCGCCAUCUUUCAUAUUUCACUUGAAGGAUGUGGUGACAGCGGCCUGGAUGAGUGAAGAGCUGAAGAUGUCAGUGAGCUGGUGUGCACACUCCCUGAGUACUCAGCCAGGGAUGUUGCUGGCCCAGCCGCCUUAUGGGGGUUGACUCUAGAGUUCUCGUGUCUGCUGCUGUUACAGAUUGUGCUACUCACUUGGGAGGAGGGUAACUAUCAUGGCUGGCAUUGUGUUGCAUUCCUCAAGGCGUGCAUAAAAGCUGUUUAGAGCGUCAGGGAGGGAGGCGUCACUAGUGUUUUUACUUGUGUAGUCAGUAAUGCCCUUGAUAGCCAGCCACAGAUGCCGGGGAUCAUUAUUAGGUAGGUGUUCCUGAAUUUUUUUGAGCGUAGGUGGUCUCUGCCCUCUUGAUGCCUACGAUGAGAUUUCCCCUGGCUGUUGUGUAAAAGAAUUGAAGGCAGCAGUAGGGAGCGCAUCUCAACAUGCAGCCAGGGGUUCUGCUUGGGCUGUGAGUUGACCGUUCCUGAAGUACUAACAUCAUCUAUGAACUUACUGAUGUAGCUGGUUUAUUGAUGAGGCAUAUUCCUCAAGGUCUGUCCCUUCUCUGUUUGUGGGGGCCUCUUUGAACAUCUCCCAGUUAGUCUAUUUGGAAUAGUCCUGAAGCAUAGAGAUUGCCUCAUUAGGCCAUACAGUGAUAGUCCUCUUGUUUCUCCCAAGUUUCAUGGAAGCUGGUUUCAUGGAAAUAGAUAAAAAUGUAUUUAAAAAGCAAUGCAAACUACCAUUUAACUGAGUAGCACAUCAAGUAUUUAAGUGAAAUACAAAUUGAGUUAGAACAGUACCAAUUCUAUUGCAGUACUAUAAAAAUAUGUAUUAGUUCCUAAUAGUUAUCGACGAAGGAAUUCAUCCCAUAUACACCGCCAUGUUCUUUUGAUUGACUGUAAAUGAACAAAAUCAGUGCAGACACCUAGUGCAGAUAAUGGACUGCCCUCAUUGCCUUCCGGCAUGAAGUAGUGUCGUAAUCCAACAAUAGAUUUCCUGGCAUCCUGUGUAGUCACUAGCUCAAGUGCAGGCAGUAGUGUAAUUUUUUUUUCUUUUGGUUAGUGUAGAUUCUUUUCCUGGCAUCUUGGCCAGGGUCUGAAAUUUUUAGAAGACAAAAUAAAACAAAAUUAUGAAAAAUUAUUGCUUUUGGAAUCUGUAUCCAUCAGCCCAAAUGGAAAACAUAACACAAGCGCAGGGAAGUGAUGUUAUUUUAAAAUUGUUUUCUCUAAGGACAGUGUACUGUCUAAUGGCCACACAAGUGUACUUGGCUGUCGCUACUUAGAAAUUGUUUGGCAGCAGUCUCCUUUCCCAAUUAAGCGGCAUAGUGUCCCAAAUAAAUGCAGGGAAUCCCGGCUAUUUUAAAGAUUAGUUUUUGUUCUUUAAAAAUUGUCCCAAAUAAGUGGCGGUCGAUUAACUAAUAGCCUAAUUAACCAGAAUCCACUGUAUAUUUAAUGCUUAGAUUCACUGUUUAUAUUUUAAUACAAUAUUUGCUUUUGUUCAAGGAAACUAAUGUCCAAAUAAAGGUGGUGCAGUCUGAUAGGUCACACAGCUGUCUUCACUUGCGUAUACACCAUAAAUCUGUAGUACAUUAUCAUCUGCUGCUGCCUGCUGUAAGACGUGAGAGAUACAGUGUGUCCCAUUCACCAUUGUACCAUCUGGGUUGACGUAUCCCCUGUUUGUAUGGCAACUGACAAUCUCACCUGCUGUCUUGGCGUUACCUUUGGCAUGAGUCCUGUAGUCAGGAGGAUAUGGCUAUUGAUUCAGCAAGGAAUAUUUGUUCUUCUCAUUUUUCUAACCAUGAACCACCUGUCAAACUGGGUGUCUGUCAAUGUGCUAUGAGCACAUGUUAUCUGCCUAAAAUCUCAUGGGUUUUUAGCAGGGGUCUUGUUUAUUAACUAACUGCACCAGAGGUUUAUUCUGGAACGAUAUUAUUCCCACUUGAGGAUCUUAAAACAUAGCCAGCAGCUCUGUUUAUUUAUUCCACUUAUUGAGGAAACAGAAGAGAUUCUGUCUCCAAGUCUUCAUCAUAACCUCCUCAUCUCUGGUUCCACUUUCUCUCUUACUCCUAAUCUAUCAGGAUAAACUAAACAAGAUAGUCAGACGGCUGCUUACAUGUAAUAAAUCUGCAGCGUCUCUACCUAACCUCGCAUCAUCUCCAAUUUAAAUCUAAGGGUGAUUAGAAUACCGAAUGACAGGAAAGGGGAUUCUAAACUUGCUCUUCCCUCCAGUUAAAAUACAGUCAUUAGAGAAUGUCUCCAACAUUCUGCCUGCUUGGGGACCAAUGAUAAGUGAACCCCUCCCGUACUGAGGAACAGCCUCUUCAUCAAGUGUAGGCUCCCUGUGGAUGGUAUGUUGUUUGGGACGUGUUCAAGCCUUUGAGCAAUUGAUAACUGUUCAUGUUACACAUGGCAGCCUUGUAAACAAAUUAUUUCUGAAUAUAUUUAUGGUGCUAAAGAACAACUUCAGUACUCAAGAUUUAUGAAAUAUCAGUGUAUUUUAAGACAUAUAACUUCUGCAUAAAGUGCAUGUUGCUGCAUGUUCUAUUUUUAUAUGUUGCUUCUGGUCAUUGGUGAACUCCUCAGAGUCCGGCCACCUGAUGCGUGAGUCUCUCUGCGCGAGUUACUCAGCAUUUCCAUUUCUGCACUGUUCAUGGAAGUUUUCUUACAAAAAAAAUAUUUCUUUAUAUACAUUUUUAAAGAUAGCACUGUUUGGGGAAAAAAUGCUAAAAUGUUUAUGAUAUAGACAGUACGAUCAAUAGCUAAGCCACUCUGUUGCUGAUUGUCAGCAGAUGUAAAUGUUAAAGCAAACUGUGGGUAAGCUGUUCACUCUGGAGCAACAUGAUGGGAGAUGACCAUAAAAAGUCAAAAUAAAUAUGCUGAGAACAUGAUGUGUUUUUGACACCAGCCUCCACGGUUUAUAUAAGUUGGUGUUCAGAGGAGCCGGUCUCUUCGUUAGACUGAUCAGUAGACUGUCCAUAUACUCCACCACAACAAGCAUAGAAAUAAACACAGUGAAAUUGGGUAAAGCAAAUUCAUUAUCCUCAGGGAUAUUUUAGCAAAAUGUUUUUUUUUCCCUGAUGGAAACUAUGCACGAGUUAUUUAAAAGAUUUCUACCAGACCGAGGAGGAGAAUCCAGGAAUGUUUAGAGGAAUAAAAGUUUGUGCUUUACCCCUAUUCCUGGUGGUUGAGCUGUUGCAAGCCAGUGCUGUACGAACAUCCAGCUGAUGUUUCCUGUUCUCGUGGAAUCAUAGAAGGCCACAGCACAGAAAUAAGCCCCUCAGCCCAUCUAGUCAGGGCUGAACUAUUACUUUGCCUAGUCUCAUCAAUCUGCACGUGGACCAUAGCCCUCCAUACUGUCCCAUCCAUGUAUCUCUUAAAUGUUGAGAUCGAAACCACAUUCACCACCUCCACUGGCAGCUUAUUCCGCACCCUCACCACCUUCUGAUCGAAGAGGUUCCCCCUUCAUGUUCCCCUUAAACAUUUCACCUUUUACCCUUAACCCAUGACCUGUAGUUCUAGUCUCACCCAACUCAGUGGGAAAAGCUUGCAUUUACCCUACCUAUAUCCCUCAUUGUUUCGAAUGGCUCUGUCAAAUCUCGCCUCAUUCUGCGCUAUAAGGAAUAAAAUCCUAGCCUGUUCAACCCUUCCGUAUAACUCGGGUCUCAAGUCCCAGUAGCAUCCUUCUAAAUGUUCUCUGCAAGCUUUCAAUCUUACUGAUAUCUUUACUGUAGGUAGGUGACUAGAACUGCACACAAUACAACAAGUUAGGCAAGGGAAAUCGUCAUUGGAAACCAGAGCAACAGCACUGAUCUACAAACAUUGAACUUCAGAAACACUACUAAAGUAGUAAGCGGUUCAUAAUUUUGAUAGUAGUACGACUGAGGGCGUGUCAGCAUUUUCAACAGUCAGUGUGUCGUAUUUGCCAAGUUGUUAGUAUUCUUAGCUGCUUGUUCGGAUAGACACUUGGGAAUGCUGCCUUCUGACCGUCUGGGUCAUCUGAGGCCUUAAAGCAAGUCUACAAUUACCAUGCAGUGCAGAAGUAGCAUCUCUGGCAGCCGAUGAUCACUUGUGGCCUGAAGUGCAGUCAAGCUCGAGUUUAUUGUCAUAUAUAGAAGGACAUGUGUUCACUGGUGCAGUGGAAAGCUUUCUUGCAGCAGCAUCUUAAGCAUUAGGUACAAGAUAUUCACAAGAAAAACAAAUUAUGCAGAAUAACAGAACGAGUGUAAUCACCUGCUUUGCAUGAAGGCUGGAAUGGUAAAUUGUGUCGUUACUACCAUGAAGAGCAGCCUUCCUCACCUUUUCCUCAUGCACUGCUGUCAAAUAUCAUGUCAGCCCUGUGUUUGUACGUCAACCAACUGCAGAUUUAUGCUUCCUACUUGUUGCCUUUCUCCUUUGGCCUCUCAUUUCUUGCCCUCAGCCUUCAUACAUGAGUUGGUAUAUCUCAGUCAGUCAUCAGCGUUCUAGCCUCUCUGUUUUGGAAGUUCUGAGCUUAACCAUCCCUGCAAACUUAACACCGAGUUAGUGCCGUACUGUGGGUAUGUCACGUCAUUGCAGAGACGGGAGGAGUGAAACAGAUCAUAAUGGGGAAGAAAAGUAGUUUCAAUAUCUCGCUCUGAAACCCACGGCGAGCCAGGACUGUCAGCAGCAAAUUGCAUUGUUACUGGCAUGCUGUGAGACUUUGACGCAAAUUAACUCUGUGUUUGUCUACAUUGCAAUAACACCAAAAAGCAAUUAAUGUAACCCUCUUUCUCAAAAGGUUAUCUUAAGGGGGUAGUAAGGAGUAGUCUACUACAAGGUACACUACAAUAUGUUAAUGACGUAGUGAUUAAUAUCUGUUCACAGAGAAAUGGCAGGACAUAAUUGAACUGCUAAUCAUUUCUUUUACUUUGUGAGUAAGUUGAGGCUAGUAGGUAGCUGAACCACUUUUUUUUAUAAUUGGCUUCGUGCCUGCAAGCCUUUGCACGUCUCAGCUACCAAAUGGAAUCCAGACAUAUCACCAGUGAAAGGACAGGGAAUCAGAAAGUAGUCACUCCCUCAUGUGCAUCUCCUGGUGAACAGCAACGCAGCAUUGACAGGGACCUGGAUGUAGCAAUGCACACCAUGCUCCUGAAAAAGAAAGGUACCAGACAUAAACUCAAAACUAGUAAAACAGCAAGGUGUUUGAAUAGACACUGUAUUAUGUAUGUAUGUAUUCUGAAUUUUUCUUCAUGAUGGAAGUUUUUAAUUGCUUGUAUUUUAUACCAAAAAAAUAGAAUCUGCAAAUUAAAUAAAAACAUGACUUACUU
Molecule: messenger RNA, 14489 nt
Organism: Mobula hypostoma (lesser devil ray)
Lineage: Eukaryota; Metazoa; Chordata; Chondrichthyes; Myliobatiformes; Myliobatidae
Product: E3 ubiquitin-protein ligase TRIM21-like
Exons: 6
Coding region: 5-1645 (546 amino acids)
Molecular function (GO): zinc ion binding; protein binding
Source: RefSeq, a predicted model, not a curated record